Messenger RNA from Danaus chrysippus (African queen), 2301 nucleotides. Lineage: Eukaryota; Metazoa; Arthropoda; Insecta; Lepidoptera; Nymphalidae. The record is from the annotation of a GenBank genome assembly.
AUGAUGUCUUUAAAGCCUAGGAAUGUUGACUUCCAGGAGACCUGGGCCACACUUAAGGAAACGGUGGCUGGUGUAGUAGGUCUUCGAGCAGUUGAGCGUGCCGUAUGGAACACUCGCUUCUCUGAUGUGUACGCCCUGUGUGUGGCUCAUCCCGAGCCACUCGCUGACAAACUAUAUGAUGAGACGAGGAAGUUUCUUGAGGAACAUGUUGAUGGUUUGCUUCAGCGUGUGAAAGGAAACUGCCAGUUGGAGAGUAGCGACUACAAUGAUGGACUUCUGAACAGAUACGUGUCAGCGUGGCGUGAGUACAGUCAAGGAGUGGGUUAUCUCAACUCACUCUACUCUUACCUCAAUUUGCAACACGUCAAAAGACAGAAGGUUUCAGACGCUGAGAUAAUAUACGGUUCUUCAGCUACGGUCAGUUGUCCCGAACACGACUCGCGACAACUUGAGGUGGGCGAGCUAGGUCUAGUGACCUGGGAGCGUGUUCUAGUUCAGCCUCUGUCCGGAGCGUUGUCUUCUCGCAUCGUGUCAGCGCUGGAGGCUGCCCGGGACUCAUGCAACACCUCGCACGAAUCACACGACGUGCUAAGAGCUGCUAUACAUAGCACUGUACACGUACAGUCGUUUCGAGUCCGAGCUCCGUUGUCUCUGUACGAGCGUUUGGUUCUCGAGCCAUUCUUGGCGGCUGCGGGCGCGCAGCAUUCCCGACGUGCUGCAAGGUUGCUGCAAGAUGGCGACGUUUCCCAUUUCCUGCAGCACGCUUUAGCCGGAUUGGAGAGGGAAUUGAACCUAGCAAGGAGGUUCCUACAUACAACCUCUUUGGAACCAGUCAGAGGUUGCUACGAGCGCGCGUGCGUUCAGGCGCAUUUACCAGCAUUACAUGCGGAUGUUGAAAGAUUGUUAAGAGAAGCCUCUGAUGGUGAUUCUGAAGCGAGGAGGUUGGAUUUGAGGAGGAUGUAUGCGUUGUUGAGGCCGUUGGGAGCGAAUGCAUUGAGACCGCUAGUAGAGGCCGCGCAUCAACAGGUCGUGAAGGAUGGAAUGGCAUUACUAGAUGAAGAACAUCCCAAGGACGAGGCUCACUCCCACUUCGUGUCAGCGAUGCUGUCCCUCCACAGCAAGUACAACGCGUUGUUCGCUGACGUGUUUCAAGGAGCGCAGCCGUUCGUUGGAGCUUUAGAUAAAGCGUGUUCAGCGGUAGUUAACCGUCGUUCUCCCGGCGAGUCCUGCGCACGCGCACCCGAACUCGUCUCUCGUUAUUGCGACGCUCUGCUCCGGCGCCGCGCCGCUGAAGACGCCGAUGAUCGCUUGGCAGCCGCUAUAGUGGUCUUCAAAUACGUUGACGAUAAAGACGUUUUUCAGAAACAUUAUGCGCGUGCGCUGGCGAGAAGGCUCAUACAUCAAUUGUCUGCGAGUAUGGAACAGGAGGAAGCGAUGAUAAAUCGUCUGAAAGCGGCCUGUGGUUACGAGUUCACGAACAAGUUACAUCGCAUGUUCACCGACGUAGCUGUUUCCGCGGACUUGAACGCCAAGUUCCAGCAGCACCUGCGGGAUAACGACCUUUCACCUGGAACUGGGUUCUUCAUCCAGGUUUUACAGGCGGGGGCGUGGCCGUUGGGCGGGGCCAUGGCGCCACUAGCGCCACCUGCCCAACUCGAACGCCCUGCCCGUUUAUUCGAAGCCUUCUACAGAUCAUCGUUCAGCGGUCGCCGUUUAGCCUGGCUACAUCAUCUAUGUACGGGUGAACUGCGAGCUCGUCACGCUAGUAGGCUCUAUCAUUUGAGCGCAACAACUCCUCAAUGCGCAUUAUUGCUAAUGUUCGAGUCUGUAGAUGUCGUAUCGGCGAGAGAGGCUCGUGAUGCUCUCCAAUUAUCAGGAGAGAAUUGGACGCGACACUUGCGCCCUCUGUUGGAGGCCGGGCUACUCAUUGCCAAGAGUAACGAUGAAGACGGAGAUCUAGAACUAAACCUAAACUUCACCUGCAAAAGGACACGCAUCAGACUCACGUGUGCAGCGGCGCCCGCUAACCAAGGAGGUACGACCGGGUCGUCUUCAAGCACCACCGAGCCGACUCAUUGUGAUGAUGAUAGGAAGAUGUACCUACAGGCGGCGCUUGUACGGAUCAUGAAACAGAGAAAGGUCCUUCGUCAUACAGAACUAAUCCAAGAGGUAGUUUCUCAAGCCCGAGGAUCCUUUGCCCCUUCAGUGGCCAUGAUCAAGAAGUGUAUCGAAGCUCUCAUUGACAAACAGUACCUGGAACGAGCCCCGGGCACAUUAGACACAUAUUCGUACCUAGCUUAG